CGUUCACCUCGGCUAGGACUCAUGAAUGCCAGUCUGCAUACCGACCUUUACAAGAACGGCUUCCCUAUCGCCUGUGCUGUUUGUUUUCGUCAGUACGGUUCCUACGACGUCCUAGUGCAACACAUCAGCCUCCACCAUCCACUCCACUCGACCGAGCCAGUCACGCACCUAAAAUACCGGAUCAGGAACGAGAGACUCCCUACUUUCUACGACAUCUUUAGCACGGAUCAAUAUGCAAAGGAUCGUAUCAGAAAUCCGUGCUACCCAUUCACCGAUUACGCAGAGCUACAGUGGGCACGAUGGAUGAAUGAGCAGAUGAACUCACCCACGAUAGAUAAGUUUCUCAAAGUGGACUGGGUUCGCCGCCAUAUGCCCUCCUUCCAUUCGUGCCGCACACUGCAAUCAUGGAUCAAAACCCAGCCGCCUGGUCCAGUCUGGCAAACAGCAACGAUCAAGCUCGAAGGUUAUACACCUAUUGCUCAUUUCGGUGAACCGAAGGUGAUCUUCCGCGACCCACUGGAGUGUGUGAAGUUCUUGUACAGGCAUCCACUGUUCGGAGCGUUUGCCAGCAUGGGACCCGAGGUUGUGCAUACGCGAAUGGGGCAGCGCGUUAUCACUGACUUCAGUACAGCCACACUGGCUUGGAAUAUGCAGAGCAAGCUCCCGACCGGCGCGGAGGUAGUUAGCCUGCAUCUAGGCUCGGACAAACUGGCAGUCACCAGUCACUUCGGUGACUACGAGAUGCACCCUCUCCUACUGACGUUAGCUGGUCUACCCGCCACGAUUCGCUCAAGAUUUUCCAACGAUGCAUGGAUGUGUGUCGCAUACCUCCCGGUACCGAAGUUCGCUGUGCACACGACCUACCAGGGUAUACUGGCCAAUCGUAUUCUUCACAAAGCCAUGGACCUAGUGACAGCAAAUCUCAAGAUUGUUGCUCGUUUUGGGCAUUCGAUGGCUGACCCGUACGGGAAUGUACGCCUCGUUUUCACCCCUGUUGUUGCUCUUUCGGGCGACCUUGUCGAACACCUUUCCAUGGCGGCGGUUAGCUCGUCCGUCUCCCCUAUUACUCUCGCCACAUCUAGCCAGUUUGGUGACGGCAGAGUGUAUGCGCGGUGCACGAAAGCCCAUACCCUGAACCUCAUUUACGCUGCCUCGAAGGUCGUCGAUGUCUGGCAGUUGCACGACUUCCAGCGAGAAUGCAAGAAGGUCGGAUUGAACGGCGUACACCUGCCGUGGUGGCGUGACUACCUCCUCGCCGACCCAUCCCUCUUCAGUAUCGCUGUUGGUACCCAUGAACUGGAUCGUCGCUUCGCCUCACGACACAAGCACCUUGGCUAUGCUGCCUUGCGACGAGUGUCUGAGGUGAAGCAGAUGACUGGUCGAAUGCAGCGGGAGAUCAUGCGCACAAUCAUCGUCGCCAUCGAAGGUGCCGUUUCACCCGGGUUCAUGUGCGCUAUGCGUGCGAUCCUCGACUUUCUUCUUGCUGCGCAGAGUCCUCGUCAUACCCAUCAUCUACGUACCUUCCACGACCAUAAGAAGGCGAUUAUGACAGCCGGUGGUCCCAAACUCGAAAUCCUAUCUAACUUUGUUCCGAUUAUUCUUUCCCAUGGAGCCCUUCCACAGUGGAGUUGCGACUCCGUCGAACACCUGCUCCAUACUGAAAUCAAGAAGCCGUACAGGCUGUAUACCAAUAAUCGGCGUGCCAACUUCGGUGAGCAGUGCACGCGUCAUCGGGAUCGCGUCGAGAAGAUGCGGAACCUCGAGCUCUACGCGCUCUUCACGAUAUACGGCGCGGAGAUGAGCGAUUUUGAGCUGCAGGAUGCAGCCUCGAGUGGUCUCGCUCACACUCUCUUGGAGCAAAAAUCGCCAGGUACUGGCACCCAGCGCUGCAUCCGUGCAUCGAGGACAACGCGCAACCUGUUUGCCACGGGGUCCUUCGGUGUUCGGAUCGGAUCCAACGUCGCCUUCUAUCUCAACAGACGGCCGAGUGCGACAUAUGCCAUCGACGAAGUGGCAGACGCAUACAACAUCGCUGACUUCCGCGCUGCUCUCGCUGACUACAUGGGCCACCUUAAUCUCGACGCCCGGAAAGGUAAACCUCAUCGCCCUCGCCUAGAGUCGGCGUACUAUCAGGAUGUCGGGCUUUACCAUGUGUGCGUCUGGGAGACGUACCGGAUCCAAGUGCCCUCCGCGUACAAUGGCGCCGCCCGUCCUCAGACGCUACGGGCGAUUCCACCGAGUGCCAAAUAUUCUUUUGGGAUUCUCAGAGCAGACGGAAAAUUGCGGCGGGCUGGCCCCCUGAUUGCCCAAGUGCGAGUUGUCUUCGAGGUAGUCCCUCGCGAAGGCCAUGUCCUCCCCGCACGCCUGCGCGUACCACUUUGCUAUAUCCAAGACUUCGAGUUCGCUGACGUCAAUGCGCUUGGAGACCCCAAGAAGGCCGCGAACAUCCUCAUGUACAGGCUCAAGCGGAGGUGCUACCUCGAUGCCGGGGGUGCAGUUCAGCGUGGAGGUGAGGUUGUUCCACUGACCGCAUAGUACGACCUGUCGACCUGUCUCCUGUGCACGCCGGGCCUGUGAUGGAUCGCUCACUUGACGAAUCGUCUGCGCUCGAGCUACCCCGUUAUUUCUGGUUGAAUGAUAUGUGGGAUGUGGGAGUUUACGACACACUCGCUGCGGCCUAGUAGCAUCACCAUUGAAUGUAGUAUUUCUCGAAUCAUUCUCGCUAUUCAAAAACUGC
Fomitopsis serialis is the source of this 2737-nucleotide messenger RNA. RefSeq lists its product as uncharacterized. NCBI's taxonomy places the organism in Eukaryota, Fungi, Basidiomycota, Agaricomycetes, Polyporales, Fomitopsidaceae. The transcript has 9 exons. The record is from RefSeq and is a predicted model, not a curated record. Bases 22 to 2535 code for a protein of 837 amino acids.